This is a messenger RNA of Diutina rugosa, 4062 nucleotides long. RefSeq lists its product as uncharacterized. Gene Ontology annotation, molecular function: nucleic acid binding. The record is from RefSeq and is a predicted model, not a curated record. The coding region runs from base 1 to 4062 and encodes 1353 amino acids. The transcript has a single exon. Gene Ontology annotation, biological process: DNA integration. NCBI's taxonomy places the organism in Eukaryota, Fungi, Ascomycota, Pichiomycetes, Serinales, Debaryomycetaceae.
AUGACCAGUCAAGGAUGUGGCAAAUUGCACAUACUCGACGAUCAUGGAAAUGAUGUUUGCAUUUCUGAUGUUCUUAUUAUGCCAUUAAAAUCGAAAAAGAUGCUUGAAUUUGUUAUACCUGAAAAUGAAAAUGGACUUAUAAACCCUAUAAAAUGGAAAAACAAAGGUUAUUUAAUUGCCUCUGCUGGUGCUUUUUACCUCGAGUACCGAAAUCCCUCGGGUGGCUCCUUAUGGAUCUUUUAUGACCAUUUGGGAAACUAUUAUUUGUUGUUGAAUCAAUCUAAGUUGAAUUUCACGAAGCUUGUUGGUGAAUUACCUAAACGGACGUUUACCUCAUCUCAGAUCACUGAAUUGAAGGAUGUUGAAGCGAAAUCUGAGAAACUUGUGAGAAUUAGAGCAACGCGAACCAAGAAGUCAUCACUAGACCCCACUGCUCUAAGUCUACGUGAACAAAAGCAAUUCCGUGACUUGUUUGAAUUGCACACGCUGUAUCAACACCCAGGAAGACGAAGGUUGAAAGACAUAUUGACGAAGACGCGAAAUCUACAUUUUCCAAAUAAGCUCUAUGAACUUUUACACGUUGUCUGUCCCUAUUGCUUAGUUGCCAAGACGAUUAAGAGUGACUACCAUCACCUUCCAAAAUCUGAUCUGCCAUUACAUUAUGUUUACGGUGACGUCUUAACAAUUCCGACUAAAUACGUGACUACUCCUGACUCGUGCACAGUCAUUCGUGACGUCUUCUCAGGUUACACAUUUCUUGGAAUUCACCGCGCGCAAUUUGGAAAAGCUGACGCUCAACUAGCUGUUAAAUGGUUUGUGAAUCACAUUGAACGUCAAACUCAUGGUCGUGAACCACAGUACGUUGUUAAGAACUUCAUCACAGACGGUGGUAAGGAGUUUGAUAAUAAUGAGCUCAAGCUGUACUGCAAUGAAAAAGGUAUUGUCCACACACUUGCGACACCUUUCGAACCGCAACAGAACGGCCCUGCUGAACGUGUUAACCGUACUAUUCUUCAAAACAUCCGUAUCAACUUACUCCAAUCUGGGGUACCUGACCGAUACUGGCCUUGGGCUGCUGCUCACGCCGUAAAUGUUAUGAACCAUAGUUACUCGCUGGAACUUGGCAUGCUGCCUCAUGAGUGUGUUACUGGAACACCUCCAAAUGAUCGGUUUAUCAUUCCAUUUGGUUGUUUUGCCAUAUAUUACGAUCGCCCUCCCAUUGGUGGAAAACCUGGCACUCAGCCCAAAAAUGAUAUGACGAGCAAAUAUGCUGACGGUAGUUUACUUGGCGCGAAAAAGACAACCACGAAAACGAAAACUGAACCUGCUGGCGAAUAUGGCAUUACUCUUGGCGGAUCUCCUCGUUACCUCGGACUCGCUAUUUUGAAACUUGAUGACAGUCGCCAAAUUUACCACACUAGAAAUGCAAAAGUUUUUGUGCGCUUGUUCCCUCUUCUGGACCCUGAAGCUUAUGCUAAGGUGAUGACUGCCAUGACCGGUAUUAACUUACCUUUCAAGUGGACCAAGAAGACAACUGACCUGUCAAUUAGAUGGAAUAUGAUGGAGGAAUCCCCUAAAUUUGCUGAAACUGCGAAAGAAGAAUUUGACUCUGCGAGAGUUACUGCGUCGCAAUUGCCGGAUGACCCGUCACACUACCCGCCACCGAACACGCCGCUCGACCAAGUUGAACCUAACAUCGAAAUCAUUAACUCCAUCGACCCCACCGAUUAUGGCAUCCCUACGCCUACUCAAACGGAGUCUGAAUUAGUCGACACUGAUUAUGAACAUGACGAAGUUAACGAAAUCGACGAAGUUGAAAAAGCGGACGUUCCACCUGCGAAGCCAUCACCGCCAAAGAAAGUCCAUUUUGCUGAUACAUUAGAUACCGACGCUAACUUAUCACUGGAAGAGCUGAAACCAACCACGGAGGAACCACAUAAUACACUGCCGGAUAACCUGAAGGAAGUUCUUCCAUAUACCCCGUUUAAUCCCGCUGAUAUGUUAACUAAGCCCCCUCUGACCGGCAAGAAUGACCAACUUUCGAAGAUUCCUAAGAAAUUACAAAUGGAUCUUGUUGGAGCUGAAAAUGAAAUUGAUCUCACUCAAGGCCGCGAAACCCGCUCUACGCUGAAGAAGAGACGACGCUCUGCGAAGGAUGGUGAAUUAAUUUCUGAAAUCUAUGACACGAAACACACGAAAAAGAGAGGCCGCGUCAAUCUUAUUCGCCUCAUCAGACACAUCCGUGAACUUAACCGAGGAUUUGCUUUCAAAGAUAACCGACCUAUGCCGAUCUCGGAUCCCAUUGAACGCCUCGCUGUCGACCAUCAUGUCCGCAUCUUACGUGCCGCCGUCAAACUGAAAUCCAAUAAGAAAUCGCUUACGUACUGGCAAGCUAUUGAACUUGAAUUACCUCGUGCAGCAGUAUUACGUGAACUUGAAGCCCACUUAAACCUUCUCACUUGGUACCAGGAAGUGAUUUGUACGAACAACCCUGAAAUCUUAAAUCGCGUCAUCCCUACGAAAUGGUUGAUUGAAUCAAAGACGAAGCUUGAUGAACUUGGUAAGUACAUUGAAGUGUGGAAAGCCCGCCUUGUUGCUCGCGGUGACUUACAAAGUCUCCUCACUUUCUGCGAAACAUACGCUCCUACCAUGAGCUUGGAAAUCUUGCGUUUUAUCUUCGCUUUUGCUGUUGAACAUGACUUUGUGUUAUGGCAAGUUGAUAUCAAUACUGCGUAUUUGAAUGCCCUUUUACCAGAGGAUGAAUACAUUUACAUUAUCCCGCCUCUCGGUACUGGUAUUGACUUUCAUGCUGACAAACCUGGUUUCUUUAACGUGUUCCGUCUUCAUCGGGCGUUAUACGGUUUAAAACAAUCUGGUUACUUGUGGUACCAUGAAUUGAACAACUAUUUGAUCCAAGAACUUGGUUUCAAAGAAGCCAAACAAUUCAAAUCGGUUUAUGUGUACGCACAACAUGAUGAAGUUGUGUUAAUACUUGGUGUUUUUGUUGAUGACAUUUUGAUCUGUGGCAAAACUAUAGCUGAAGUCGAAUGGAUUAAAUCUAUGUUACUGAUUUACGGUAUUAAGGAUCUCGGUGUACCUUCCGAAAUCUUGAAAACUCGCAUCCAUGUCAACCCUGACAAAACCAUUACCAUGGAUCGUACCCAAACGAUUGACAAACUCGCUGCCGAAUACAAUAUUGUGGCCAACAACUAUGUUACUACCCCGAUGCUUGAAGGUUUUAACAUUGACUGGCUUGAAGAACAUGAACAAUUGACGUUUAUGACGCCUACGCAAAUUCGAGGACUUGAACAGGAAGCCCGCUCCAAAAUUGGUGUUGCCUCCUAUCUCUGCUUGUGUUGCCGUCCCGACAUCAGUUACGCUGUUAACACACUUUCUCGGCUUGUCGCCUGUCCCACCCCAAAGGUUAUGAAAGCUAUCAACCGCUUACUCCAAUACCUCGUGAAUACAAAGGACAAGAAGCUUGUGUUUAAGCGCGACACACGUACUAGCAAAAAUUUUGUUGGUUUCUUUGACGCGAGUUUCCAAAAAGAAGAGAGCGAUGAACACCUCACGAAGCGCUCAGGACUUAGCUACAUGAUUUACAAUCACGGACCCAUUCACUGGAAGAGUACUAGAUCAAAAUGGGUAUGCACAAGCACUGCUCAUGCCGAAGCUACAGCACUUGCAACUACAAUUGAAGAAGUUGUAUUCUUGAAUAAGGUGAAACAUUUCCUUACCUAUGGUAAAGAACUUGAUGAUGAUGCCAUCACGUCGGAUGAUCUUUACACUGACAGUUGGACAGUUGUUAACCAAAUCCGAAAUGGUGGUCAACUUACCAAUUCCAAAACAAGAUCGUUCCAGGUAAAGAUUGCGUAUGCAUUCGAAACUGUACGUGAAAGGCAAAUGAACCUUGUACACGUGAAUGCUGAACAGAACCCACCUGACGCUGGCACAAAGGCACUUGGCCCGAGAGAAUUUAUUGCCAAGGCCGAAUCGUUACUUGAUUUCCUGUUAGUGGACACCACACCACUGUUAAGAUUCCAAGAAGCUUACCUUAAGUAA